UUAGCGUCAGCGAGGGCGGCAGCCAAUGGGAAGGCGCCGCUUGCUGCUGUGGUGACGGUUGGGUUUGGUGUCCGCGCUUGGGGCUUCUUUUCGCCUCAGGACCGGAUUAACUCCCUUUGGGAUGGCCACCAGCUACAAGAAGCCAGCACUGGGGGCUCCAGUUCAGAGGAAGAAAGCACUCCCCAAAACUGAACUCACUGAAGAGCAGAAACAGGAGAUCCGAGAGGCCUUUGAUCUGUUUGAUACUGAUGGGACAGGGAACAUCGACGUGAAAGAGCUGAAGGUUGCCAUGAGAGCACUUGGGUUUGAACCCAAAAAAGAUGAGAUAAAGAAAAUGAUCUUAGACAUCGAUAAAGAAGGAACUGGAAAGAUCACCUACCAGGACUUCUUGGGUGUGAUGACCCAAAAAAUGGCUGAAAAAGAUUCAAAAGAGGAGAUUCUUAAAGCCUUCAAACUGUUUGACGAUGACGAGACUGGCAAAAUCUCUUUCAAAAACCUCAAGCGUGUGGCCAAAGAACUGGGAGAGACGCUUACAGACGAGGAGUUGCAGGAAAUGAUUGACGAAGCUGAUCGGGAUGGGGAUGGGGAAGUUAAUGAGCAGGAGUUCUUACGAAUCAUGAAGAAGACCAGCCUGUACUGAAAUAUUUAGUACAUUGUGUGUGUGUUUUCUAAUUUUUGUUCUGUUUUUGAGUGUCAAAUUGGUCUCUGUGGUGCCUGUUUGGAGGAGAUCAGCAGAAGUUCGUAUUUCCAUAGCUUUCCAUGCUAUCCUUACAGUUGGCUUUUUGUUUAAACCUCUGUACGGUGUUAUCUCCCACCUGCUUCUGGCUAACUCCCCAUCAUUUAGUGUCAAGUAUGUAUUUUAUAUUUACAACAUAGUGUGAGACAUAAUGAAUUAAAGUUCCUUUUCAAGGUGGCGAUUGAGUAUCUGCACCCAGAACUUAUGCAAAGAUAUAUAUUUUUUGCAUAAGUUCUUGAGAUACUUGAGAUAUUCUGAAAAACAAGAAGAAUCGAUUUUGAAAACUCUUGUUUCAAACUGUCUGGAGCUUGUCUUGUCUUGGCAAAAGAAUACCUGACAAAGUGAAAGGAUGCCAAAGAGUAGAUGGCUCCAGUUCAGCUUGUGCGCCUGGUCCCCAUUGGGUGUUCUGUCCAUCUAGAAAGUGACCUGGUUCUGGAUAUUGUUGUUGAAAUGCAGUGCCUGGAUUUGCUAAGUUUUAUGUUGUUUGUUUUUUUUUUAAAAAAAAAGAAUGCACUUCUUAGCCUUUACAUUUUUUCAAAAGCAUUGAAUGUAAAAUUGUUGUGUCCAAAUUUACUGGAAAGACCCUGUAAACAAAUUUUGUUUUCAAAUAUUCAUGCCUUGUAUUGUUAACAAUGAAAUGUAAAGAUGCUAUCAAAGA
Messenger RNA from Anolis sagrei ordinatus, 1394 nucleotides. It is a transcript of the gene CETN2, whose product is annotated as centrin 2. Gene Ontology annotation, biological process: nucleotide-excision repair; mitotic cell cycle; centriole replication. Gene Ontology annotation, cellular component: centrosome; centriole. Gene Ontology annotation, molecular function: calcium ion binding. The record is from RefSeq and is a predicted model, not a curated record. Lineage: Eukaryota; Metazoa; Chordata; Lepidosauria; Squamata; Anolidae.